AUGUCGACCAUCAAAGUCUUCUACGAAUUUUUUCAGGGGAGCCCCGACACAUUUUCCUGCACCAUCGGUGAGCGGCCUAAUGUGAUACGGCGGCCAGAAAAGCGGUACUUGGUGAACAGGCCUGUGUACUCCGAGGACUCGUUUGCAGAAGAUUACAAGAAGAUCGACAGGAAACACAGAACCACGCUGGAUCAUGUGAAGGCCCAGUUCACCUGCGACACCCAGCGAGUCAAGAAAACUGUAUGCUCCCUGCUGCCCAUCAUUGGAUGGCUGCGCAUCUACAACAUCAAGAAGUGGUUGCUUGGGGACAUUGUGUCAGGGAUCAGCACUGGACUGGUUGCCGUACUGCAGGGUCUAGCAUACUGUCUGCUGGCAUCCCUCCCACCUCGGUAUGGUCUCUUCACAGCUUUCUUCCCCGUCAUCAUCUACUUCUUCCUGGGCACCUCCAGACAUAUCUCUGUGGGUGCUUUCCCAGUUCUGAGUCUGAUGGUGGGUGCUGCUGUGACCCGACUCGUACCAGAUGACGGCCCCCCUGUCAAUAUCACUGGCUUCGAAGGCCUGACCCAGGAUCAGCAGAGGGUCAUGGUGGCUGCAUCUGCCACCUUCCUCAUGGGAAUAUUCCAGCUGGCCAUGGGGCUGCUGCAGGUGGGGUUCAUUGUGACUUAUCUGUCUGACACCCUAAUCUCUGGGUAUACCACGGCGGCUGCAGUCCAUAUCCUGGUGUCUCAACUGAAGUUUGUGUUUGGGCUGACAGUUCCAGGCCUCAGCGGACCUCUGUCGCUCAUCUAUACCCUGGAGAAGGUCUUUGUUCAGAUUGAUAAAACCAACAUCGCCAGCUUGGUGAUUUCUAUCAUUGUCAUGGUGGUGGUGUUCAUUGUGAAGGAGCUCAAUGAAAGGUUCAAGGCCAAGCUUCCUGUACCAAUACCCAUUGAAGUCAUCAUGACCAUUAUAAUCUGUGGUAUCUCCUAUGCAUUUCAAUUUGACCAAAAGUACCAAGUUGAGAUUGUGGGGGAUAUCCCUCCAGGGUAUGAGCCACCGAUGGCCCCAAACAUGGAGGUCUUCCAACAGACGGUGGGAGACGCCUUUCCAAUGGCCAUUGUGGGUUUUGCCGUUGCCUUCUCUGUGGCCAAGGUCUACGCCAUCAAACAUGAGUACCACAUCGAUGGAAACCAGGAGCUCAUUGCUUUAGGUCUCAGCAACAUUUUUGGGGCAAGCUUCAAGUGCUUUGCAGCAAGCACAGCUCUCUCCAGGACUGCUGUGCAGGAAAGCACAGGAGGCAAAACCCAGAUUGCUGGUCUGCUCUCGGCUAUUAUAGUGAUGAUUGUCACUUUAUCCAUUGGAUUUCUUCUUGAGCCGCUUCCAAAGGCAGUGUUGGGGGCAGUAGUGAUUGUCAACCUUAAGGGGAUGCUGAUGCAGGUGCGAGAUGUCCCCUACCUGUGGCGGAAAGACCCGCCCGACUGUAUGGUUUGGAUCCUGACCUUUGUGGGAUGCUUGCUGUUGGGCAUGGACUUUGGAGUGGCUGUAGGCCUUGGUGCAGAGCUGCUGUCUGUGGUCUUCAGGACACAGUUUCCCCGCUGUUCUGUCCUGGCCAGCAUCAGUGGAACAGACAUCUACAGAGACCGAAAGGAUUACCUUAAUAUUUUUGAACCAGAGGGAGUGAAAGUCUUCCGAAUCCCUUCUCCGAUCUACUUUGCAAACAUUGAUUUCUUCAGAAAUAAAUUGAAUGAAUACCUUGGCUUCAACCCACUGAGAGUUCUGCGUAAGAGAAACAAGGCCUUGCAGAAGAUCAGGAAGCUCCUUAGUAAGGGAGAGCUGCAAAUAAAAGGGGAGUCGGAAGAUGAGGGGAACCUGGAAGAUCUGGAUCAACCCAUUGACUUCAAGGACCUUCCCAUCCAAAUCAACUGGAACAGGGAACUUCCCGCGAACAUCAUUGUACCCAAGGUUGACGUUCACAGCUUGAUUCUGGACUUUGCAGCUGUCUCCUUCAUUGACAUCUCCGCCCUGAAAGGGCUCAAAACGACCUUGAAGGAGCUCAUCCGGAUAGAGGUGGAAGUCUACAUAGUAGCAUGUGACAUGUACAUUCUGGAGAAACUGCACAGCUGCAAGUUCUUUGACAGCGAGAUCAAGUCAUCCAUGUUCUUCUUGACACUUCACGAUGCCAUGUUGAGUGUCCUGGAGAAAGAUCCGGUCGACUUGGAACAUCAGCAGAGAAGUGAAAAGGUUUCACCUCAAAGUCUAAGUUAUGAGCAAAGCAACGGUGUGUGGAGUGUGCAGAGUGGUGAAAGCGCAGUUCCACAGCCUGAAACUAAAUUCUAGGCAAGUCUUUGGUGAUGUUUCCAAAACCCAGG
Molecule: messenger RNA, 2348 nt
Organism: Scleropages formosus (Asian bonytongue)
Lineage: Eukaryota; Metazoa; Chordata; Actinopteri; Osteoglossiformes; Osteoglossidae
Gene: slc26a3.1
Product: solute carrier family 26 member 3
Exons: 22
Coding region: 1-2316 (771 amino acids)
Biological process (GO): transmembrane transport
Cellular component (GO): membrane
Source: RefSeq, a predicted model, not a curated record